Ornithorhynchus anatinus (platypus) is the source of this 2046-nucleotide messenger RNA. RefSeq names its product estrogen related receptor beta (gene ESRRB). The coding region runs from base 626 to 1915 and encodes 429 amino acids. Gene Ontology annotation, biological process: retinoic acid receptor signaling pathway; regulation of DNA-templated transcription. The transcript has 8 exons. Gene Ontology annotation, molecular function: zinc ion binding; nuclear receptor activity; steroid binding. Gene Ontology annotation, cellular component: nucleus. The record is from RefSeq and is a predicted model, not a curated record. NCBI's taxonomy places the organism in Eukaryota, Metazoa, Chordata, Mammalia, Monotremata, Ornithorhynchidae.
AGCAAAGUCACGAGGAGGCUUUUUAUGACUCCUACUCCACAGGCAGAAGGGACGCUGCUCUGUGUACCUGGCGGAAAACAGCUCUUUGGUUGGUGGGGGUGCAGAGGAAAUAGGGGCGAGGCUGGCAGAACUGCAGCAGAUUAUCAAUCCAGGUGCAUGUGAAUCUUCAAUCAAAGUGAUUGGGCCACGUGGAGUGAGAGCUGGGAACCGGUCUGUUUUUGAGUAGCUUCGGGGCACGGAGGCAGUGAGAAGGUUUGGCCUUUGAGCUGAAUUUCAGAGAAACCCUGAAGGAGGAUGUUGAGCAGGCAAAAAUCAAAAACCAACUUGGGACUUGCUUGCCCUCACCCUUCCAGUGCACAGAGGAGAGAUCUCUGAAGUUGUGCCCAAGAAUUUGGUGGCUGACCUGAUCCGCUGAAUUUGCCCCAGAAUAACAGGACUCUCGCAUGAUGCCGAUGGGAAGCGCUUAAGGGGUCCGGCGAGAGAUGUCUGUGAAUGGCCCAGGUCUCCCAGUCUUAAAGAAAGUCAGAUGGCAGUACGACUCUGAAGACCUUCACUUUGAUCAGGAAUCUCAUGCCAUAUCAUCGCUACCUCACUCUGACGGUCUCCAGAGAGGCUGUUGAACAGGAUGUCCGCAGAAGACCGCCACCUCACUUCCAGCUGCGGCUCCUUUAUCAAGACCGAGCCGUCCAGCCCCUCCUCCGGCAUCGAUGCCAUCAGCCACCACAGCCCCAGCGGCUCCUCUGACGCCAGUGGGGGCUACGGCCUGGCCAUGGGUGCCCACCCAAACGGCCUGGACUCUCCUCCUCUGUUUGCGGGCGUCGGCCCCUGUCGCAAGCGCUAUGACGACUGUGCUGGCGCCAUCACAGAUGACUCGCCCACCAAGUGCGAGUACAUGCUCAAUGCCAUUCCCAAGAGGCUGUGCCUGGUGUGUGGGGACAUCGCCUCCGGGUACCACUAUGGAGUGGCAUCUUGCGAGGCCUGCAAAGCCUUUUUCAAGAGGACAAUUCAAGGGAACAUUGAAUAUAGCUGCCCAGCUACGAACGAGUGCGAGAUCACAAAACGGAGACGCAAGUCCUGCCAGGCAUGCCGCUUCAUGAAAUGUCUCAAAGUGGGGAUGCUGAAGGAAGGAGUGCGCCUGGAUCGGGUGCGUGGAGGCCGCCAGAAAUAUAAGAGAAGGCUGGACUCAGAAAGCAGCACUUACCUGACCUUACAGAUCCCUCCUCCAGCCAAAAAGCCACUGACGAAGAUAGUCUCCCACCUGCUGGUGGCAGAGCCAGAGAAGAUCUACGCCAUGCCCGACCCCACCAUGCCUGAGAGCGAUAUCAAAGCCCUGACUACUCUCUGUGACCUGGCUGACCGAGAGCUUGUGGUCAUCAUUGGCUGGGCCAAGCACAUCCCAGGGUUCUCAAAUCUCUCCCUGGGAGACCAGAUGAGCCUGCUGCAGAGCGCCUGGAUGGAGAUCCUUAUCCUGGGCAUCGUGUACCGCUCUCUGCCCUACGAGGACAAGCUGGUGUACGCCGAGGACUACAUCAUGGACGAGGACCACUCUCGCCUCACCGGGCUGCUGGACCUCUACCUGGCUAUCCUGCAGCUGGUGCGCCGGUACAAGAAGCUCAAGGUGGAGAAGGAGGAGUUUGUGACCCUCAAGGCCCUGGCCCUUGCCAACUCAGACUCCAUGCACAUAGAAGACAUGGAGGCCGUGCAGAAACUCCAGGACCUUCUGCACGAGGCCCUCCAGGACUACGAGCUGAGUCAGCGCCACGAGGAACCACGGCGGGCAGGCAAGCUGCUGCUCACCCUGCCCCUGCUGAGGCAGACGGCCGCCAAGGCCGUGCAGCAUUUCUACAGCCUCAAGCUGCAGGGCAAGGUGCCCAUGCACAAACUCUUCCUAGAAAUGCUUGAGGCCAAAGCCUGACAGCCCCGGCCAUUCCGGUCUGGCCCCGAGGAGACACAGACUCUUAUUCAGAGAAAUCGCGAGAGCUGCUGGCUUUUACCCUCCCGUCAUUUAUUACGGCUCAGAGCAAAAUCGGAAGUUAUUUAACAUUU